GUUUUCGCGUGUGUCUGAGCGCGCGCGCGUGUCUCUCUGUGUGCGCGCGCGCACGAGCAUAGCUCUGAAAACGACUUGCAUGGGAGUGGAUAGUGGAGUAAUUUCAGCUCUCUUAGGAACAACUCCUCUCCACGGAAUCCGUCCGGUAGUUUGGCACCGGAGCGCCCGGGCGUCUCUCCGCGUUAUCCCGGGACAGUGGCGAAGAGCUGCCGCGUCCGGCGACGUUUAGGAACGGGAUUACCAUUGCUGUGAGGAUUUAUUUAAGGAGUGAAAGGAAGGGGGUUCUUAAAGAUCCAGGCAAAACUCUGGAGAACUUCGGGCUGUUUGAUUCUGAUGAGGUUGUUACUGAUGAAAAACUGAUGCUGUCUGACUAUGUUCUGGGGACAGUGCGCUGGAUCACCCGAGUGCUGGAGAGCUGAAGGUUUUGCAGGGCGGGCGGCAAAAGUUUUGGCUUAAUUAAGUUGGCGACAGCAGUUCACCGAGCAGUGACUGUGUGUGCAGCCUUCUUCGGAAAACCGACGAUGUUUCUCGCAACGUUUGUCUGCGUUUAAGUUUCUGAUGCUGCAUGAGAGCAGGGACACCGCGACCACCGGCUGCGCACGUUGUGCGCACCGUGCACAAACUCCCGGUCUUUGGAGACAAGUGUAAAUCGAUGCGGCAUCCCCCGAGAGGUGGACGGGACCGACAGGACUCUUCCAAAACUGUCUAGGUUGUCGUAUGUUCAAGUCGAAACGCUCCGGUCUUGUUCGGCGACUCUGGAGAAGCCGUCUGGUCACCGAGAGCGACGUGCGGGAUGGAUGCAGACGAGGCGAGGCAGGACGGCACGGUCACUCGGGAAGGCUCCACAGACACGAGCAGAGGUCGGUGACACGCAGUGACGCGGCUCCGGGCCUCUCCGCGGAGGCUGGAGACAUGACAGAGAGCGUGGAGAGGGAGGAAGAGGAGCAGCCGGACGACGAGCUGGGUGUCGUGCGCGUCGCAGGGCGCAGGAGCUCCGUGCCGGAGCAGGAGGGCGACGGCAGUACGGUGACGUGCUGUUUGUUUGGGGAGUGGGAUCUCAGACCACGGAGCUCCUACUGGGCCCUGAGAAAAGACGGAGGGGCCCACUGUCAGUGCGCAUCUAGACGCACUGGGCUUGAGGAGGACUUGGCGAGCACUGCUCACGCUUUUCUGAAACGACUCAAAGACAGGUCUCUGGAUGCUCUGGUGAAGGCUGUGGAGACCAAAGGAGGGGUACCGGGCGAGUGCGUUAUCGUGCCGAGGACCGAGCUGCGGCUCAGCGCACACCACGUUUCCCCGCAGUAUCUGUUGUGUCGGCUGUUUCGCUGGAGCGACCUCCCGCUCUCAGCCCGACUCAAAGCGCUAUGCCACUGCCAGAGCUUCGGCUCCGGAGACAGCGUGAGGGUGUGUUGCAACCCCUAUCACUACAGCCGGCUGUGCGGGCCAGAAUCACCUCCUCCUCCGUAUUCUCUGUCCCGUUCAGAUGAACACAAGCUACUGGACUCAGCUCUGUCUUACACUGAAACUGCGCGCCCCCUCCUCCCCAGUCCGCCCCACAUUAUGCCAAGAGACUACACAGACACUGGUACCUCCAUCGGCUCCUCCACCUCCGGCGGACAGCGCUCUCACUGGUGCAGCGUCGCCUAUUGGGAGCAGCGCACCCGCGUGGGUCGCCUGUAUCCAGCCUUCGAGCCGUCGCUCAGCAUCUUCUAUGACCUACCUCAGGGCACGGGCCUCUGCCUCGGCCAGCUCCACGCCAACGCUUACCACAGUCGCCGCGAGGACCCGGGCAGCCACGGCACACCGGAUCCGUAUCGGCAGCACGGCCACGGCAGAGGAGGAGGCAGCAGCAGCAGCAGCAGCAGUAGCAGCAGCAACGUACAGCAGAUUCGCAGUAAGAUCGGCUUCGGCAUCGUGCUGAGCCGCGAGCCGGACGGCGUGUGGGUCUACAAUCGCAGCCAGCAUCCGGUGUUCGUCCACUCGCCCACGCUGGACCUGCCCAGCGCUCGUGGGCUGAGCGUGAAAAGGGUGAUGCCCGGUUUCUCCCUCAAGGUGUUUGAUUUCGAGUGUUCUAGCUGGAUGACGGAGCACGGCAUAAAGCCAGAGACCCAAGAGGGGCCCUGGGACCCCCACAGCAUCCGGAUCAGCUUUGCUAAGGGAUGGGGCCCCUGUUACUCCAGACAGUUCAUCACCUCCUGCCCCUGCUGGCUGGAGGUGCUGCUCAACACCCACAGAUAGCACACCAACACCCCCCCAGACUCACAGGAACCAUCUGGACUCAGUAUCCCAAUUGUAAUCUACCUAGAUUUAAUAUAAAUUUAUAUAUUAUAUAAAAUAUAUUUUACAUGUAAAUACGUGAGUCAUUUUUACGAUGCAAUUAUUUAUGUAUAGUGUAAUGUGUAUAUUGUCAACAUAAAAAGGAACAAGAAUAUGCACUUUGAUUCGAUAUAUAUAUAUAUGCAUUACAGCUUUUCAGUGUCUUUUUGCAAACCUAAACUGUAAAAGCAACAGACUUUGGUUCAUGUUCUCAAUAUUUUUUCAAUUCCAUCAACAUAUUUGCAUCACACAGACACAAACAUUGUCAAUAAAGUAUUUGUAUUAAAAUGAA
Molecule: messenger RNA, 2608 nt
Organism: Fundulus heteroclitus (mummichog)
Lineage: Eukaryota; Metazoa; Chordata; Actinopteri; Cyprinodontiformes; Fundulidae
Product: mothers against decapentaplegic homolog 6
Exons: 4
Coding region: 718-2238 (506 amino acids)
Biological process (GO): anatomical structure morphogenesis; SMAD protein signal transduction; BMP signaling pathway
Cellular component (GO): heteromeric SMAD protein complex
Molecular function (GO): transcription regulator inhibitor activity; I-SMAD binding
Source: RefSeq, a predicted model, not a curated record